ACUCUUAUGGAGAACCAAACAGAGAGCAGCGGUCGCCGGUGCCGGAGAAUAUUACUGUUUCCGUUGCCAUUUCAAGGCCACAUAAACCCCAUGCUUCAGCUUGGAGAUCUACUCUACUCCAAAGGCUUCUCCAUCACCAUCCUUCAUACCAACUUCAACGCACCUGCAACAUCCAAUCACCCUCAUUUCACCUUCAAAUCCGUCCUCGAUAACGACCCACAAGACCCACGCUUUUUGGAAUUACCCUCACAAGGCAUAGCUGCUGCUAUGUCUCGUCUCAGAUUCUUCAAUCAAUUUGGUGCAGAUUCAUUGCGCCUCGAAUUGGAACUGUUGUUAGCUUCGUCGGAAAAAGACGGGCCAAUAUCGUGUUUGAUCACCGAUGCACUUUGCCACUUCACGCAAUCUGUUGCUGAUAGUCUCCAUCUCCCACGCCUUGUUUUAAGGACAAGUAGCUUGUUCUGUCUUGUUAUUUAUGCUUCCAUACCACUUCUUGAUGAUCGUGGUUACUUCAAACUUGGCGACACCCAUUUGGAGGAACAAGUGGAAGAGUUUUCUCUACUCAAAGUGAAAGACAUCUUAAAGAUAGGUAUCAAGAACAAGGAAGAUUCCAUGGUGAUGUUAACAGCUAUGCUGAAACAGACAAAAGCAUCUUCAGGAAUCAUCUGGAACUCCUUUAAAGAACUCGAAGAACCUGAGCUCAAGACGGUUCUUCGUGACUUUCCGAUACCAAGUUUCCUGGUACCAUUCCCCAAGCAUUUCCCAGCCUCCUCCAGCAGUUUACUAGAACAAGAUCGAACCUUUUUUCCAUGGUUGAACAACCAACCACUCAAUUCUGUACUGUAUGUUAGUUUUGGUAGCAUGAUUCAAGUGGACGAGAAAGAUUUCCUGGAAAUAGCUAAUGGGUUGGUGGAUAGCAAACAGUCGUUUUUAUGGGCGGUUCGACCUGGAUUCGUUAAGGGUUCGUCAUGGCUCGAAUUAUUGCCUGAUGGGUUCCUUGGUGAAAGAGGGCGAGUUGUGAAAUGGGCUCCCCAGCAAGAAGUGCUAGCUCAUGACGCAACAGGUGCAUUUUGGACUCAUAACGGAUGGAACUCGACAUUGGAGAGCAUUUGCGAAGGUGUUCCUAUGAUUUGUUCGCCUAUUUGGGGAGAUCAACCACUGAAUGCGAGAUACGUGAGCGAAGCUUUGAGGGUUGGGGUGCAUUUGGAGUAUGGAUGGCAAAGAGAAAAGAUAGCAAAUGCCAUAAGAAGAGUCAUGGUAGAUGAAGACAUUAGAGAAAGGGCAAGAGUCCUGAAAGAAAAGGUUGAUGUUUCAUUGACCAAUUCCGGCUCUUCAUACCAAUCAUUGGAGUCUCUAAUCGAUUAUAUUUCUUCCAUAUGAUCACAUAUUUUAUCCAGAUCUAUUUGGUUUUAAGAAAAUAUCAACCCUUUUGAUCUGUUUUACACA
Cynara cardunculus var. scolymus (artichoke) is the source of this 1443-nucleotide messenger RNA. Its product is annotated as UDP-glycosyltransferase 76G1-like. Gene Ontology annotation, molecular function: UDP-glycosyltransferase activity. The transcript is spliced from 2 exons. The record is from RefSeq and is a predicted model, not a curated record. NCBI's taxonomy places the organism in Eukaryota, Viridiplantae, Streptophyta, Magnoliopsida, Asterales, Asteraceae. Bases 7 to 1377 code for a protein of 456 amino acids.